Molecule: messenger RNA, 1692 nt
Organism: Scedosporium apiospermum
Lineage: Eukaryota; Fungi; Ascomycota; Sordariomycetes; Microascales; Microascaceae
Exons: 3
Coding region: 1-1692 (563 amino acids)
Biological process (GO): transmembrane transport; nucleobase transport
Cellular component (GO): plasma membrane
Molecular function (GO): nucleobase transmembrane transporter activity
Source: RefSeq, a predicted model, not a curated record
AUGACUCGUGCAUUCUCCAAGCUCAAGCAACUGGUCCAAUUGCACCAGGAAGAUACUGACCUACCUCCCGAUCGAUGGCAGAACCGCGAUCUUGUACCGCUUCCUCCAAGCAGAAGACAAUGGAAAGACUUGGAUUUCAUCGGUCUAUGGAGCACGGUAUUCCUGACCAUCUACGGCUGGCAAGCGACCGCAUCGGUGCUCUCUUUUGGGCUUAACGUUUGGCAAUCCGUUAUCUGCACAAUCAUUGCGCGUCUAAUACAGAUUGCCAUUGUGUUAAGUCUAGGAUGGAUUGGUGGCGUAUGGCACAUCUCUUACACUGUCCAGUCGCGAUACACGUUUGGAAUAUGGGGUUCCCUGUUCCCUAUUCUCCUUCGAGUGGCGGUUACAUGUGUUUGGUACGGCAUCCAGAGCUUCACGGGUGGCCUUCUGAUUAGUUGCCUGCUGUCAACCAUUUUCCCAACCUUCCAGAGGCUGCACAAUACUCUGCCCGCCUCGGCAUCCAUGACCACGAAACAAUUCGUCGGCUUCAUCCUUUACAACGUCGUUGCCAUCCCUCUCCUCUAUCUACCCCCCGACAAGCUCCGCAUUCCUCUACGAGUCGCCCUCGUUGCCAGCGGUGCUACUAUCUUUGGCCUCUCAAUCGGUCUCAUGGCCGCCGCCCGCGGUGUUGGAAACUACAUCAGCGCCGGAGCCACCGCCUCUGCCGGACCCGAGCUGGGCUGGGCUUUUGUUCAUGGCAUAACUGCACUUAUUGGUGGAAAUGCAGUCGGCAUGACCAGCCAGACGGAUUUCUCUCGUUUUGCAAAGCGCCCCGGGAAUCAGGUCUGGGGUCAAACAUUUGGCGUGCUCUUCUUCGGCAUCGUCGUCCCCGUCUUCGGUGUCCUGGGAACUUCCGCUGCUUCGAAAAUGUACGGAGACGUUGUCGAGUUAGGACUCUGGAACCCUCCGAAUAUUGUCCAACUCUGGUUGGAUACCGACUACAGCCCCAAGAUGCGCGCCGCCUCCUUCUUCGUCUCCCUUGGCCUCCUCCUCAAUAUCCUUGCCCUCAACUCCGUCGAGAACGGUGUUUCUGGCGGUAUGGACUUUGCUGGACUCUGGCCCAAGUACAUCAAUAUCCGCCGAGGCUCAUACCUCAUCGCCGUCGUCUCUAUCCUCCUCAACCCAUGGCAGAUCAUCGCCAAGGCGUCCACAUUCACCGCUGCACUUAGUAGCUUCGGCAUCAUCCUGGGUCCUAUGAUGGGUGUCUUCACGGCUGACUACUAUCUGGUUCGGAAGCAAAAGGUGAAGCUGUCGGACCUAUACCAUGCUAGACCGGAGGGGAUCUAUUACUUCUUCAAGGGCAUUAACUUCCGCUCCUACAUUGCUUGGAUUCUGGGCUUCGCGCCAUCUAUCGGAGGUAUGGCGUCCUUGGACGCUAAGAAUACAAUUCCUAUUGGCCUGGUCAGGACUUUUUAUCUGGGAUUCAUCAUCGGAUAUCUAAUUUCCUUCCUGGCGCACUGGGGUCUCAAUAUUGUAUUCCCGCCUAAGGGGCUAGGAGAAAUUGACAGUCAUGAUGUGUUUGGCACUUUUACACCGGAUGAAGCAGCCAAGCUUGGAAUUGAAGCUUCUAUCAAGGAUGGCAGAGACUUUACGGCAGAAGAUGCUGCUGCUGCAGAGAAGAAUGAUGAGAUCCAGAGAGACUCGUUGGAAUAA